This is a messenger RNA of Onychostoma macrolepis, 1324 nucleotides long. RefSeq names its product GTPase IMAP family member 7-like. Gene Ontology annotation, molecular function: GTP binding. Lineage: Eukaryota; Metazoa; Chordata; Actinopteri; Cypriniformes; Cyprinidae. The transcript has 2 exons. The coding region runs from base 1 to 1161 and encodes 386 amino acids. The record is from RefSeq and is a predicted model, not a curated record.
AUGUUCACCAGUGAAUCUCUGCCAGAAAGAAGAAUUGUUCUUCUUGGAAAAACAGGAGAUGGCAAAAGCAGUGCUGGGAAUACAAUUCUUGGAAAUUAUGUAUUUUUAAGUGCUGCUUCACCUGAAUCUGUGACAACUGAAUGUGCUAGCAGUGAAAACACUGUUGAUGGAAGAAAGAUCAGCGUUAUUGACACACCUGGAAUUUUUGAUACUAAUCAUGAUGAUAAGAAGAUCAAAAAUGAGAUCAUACGAUGCAUGAUUGAAUGUGCUCCAGCUAUUGAUGCCUUAGUCAUUGUCCUGAAGGUUGGGAGGUACACAAAACAAGAAAAGAAGAUUGUGGAUACAAUUUUUGAAUAUUUUCAAGAAAAUACCUUUAAACACUCAGUGGUUUUAUUCACUGAUGGUAAAAAACUAGAAAAUCAAAGAAUUGAGGACUUUGUUCAGAAAAGUCCAAAACUACAGGAGCUGGUUGAUAAAUGUGGAGGUCGCUGUCAUGUCAUCGACAACAAAUACUGGAACAACUGUCAUUCAGGAGACAAGAGCAACAGAGUUCAGGUGAAAAAUCUGAUGGAGACCAUCGACAAGAUGGUGGAAGAGAACGGCCGCUACAGCAAUGAGCUGCUUCAGACGGUGGAGGAACACAUUCAAGAGGAGAUGAAGAUAAAUGAGGACAACUUGCCUCCAGAAGAGAAUCAAGAAAAAGCAAAGAAAAUUGUUCAUAAAAAAAUUCUGGAGCAAGUUGCUGGAGCAGCAACAGGAGCACUGAUUGGUGCUCUUCUGGGCGCAGGUGUUGCAUUAGCUUCAGUUGUGGCUGUAUUACAAAAAUAUUACCCUUUAAAGAAACUGAUAAAAGCCAAGGUAGAAGCUGCAGUUACAGGUGGAGGAGGAGCAGCGGUUGCAGGUGCAGCAGCAGUGGAGAUCGGAGCAGCGGCUGGAGGAGGACCAGCAGGGGUUAGUGCAGGUAUGAUCACUGCAGGAGUUCUCGGAGCUGCAGCUGUUGCAGGAGCUGCUGGAGGAGGAGUCGCUGGAUGGAAAGCGGCAGAAGACGCUGAUUCAGUGUGUGACGCCAUGAAGAAGGCAGCAACAGCUAACUAUGAGAAUGCAAAAGCUACUGUUGAGAAAAUACAAGAACUUUUUACACUUGCAAAAAAAACCCCAUAAAUUUAUUUUGAAAAUAGAUAUUUCAUUCAUUUUGUUAUGAGCCCCUGCUCUUUCUUUGCAUUUGUAUUCAGAAAUGAUCUCCAGCCUCAUUAACUAUAGCGUGCAGUAAUAGUUAUUUUUUAAUUGGCUUCUUAUCGUUUUAUUAUGUAAUUGGCAAGAUACG